Molecule: messenger RNA, 1744 nt
Organism: Ananas comosus (pineapple)
Lineage: Eukaryota; Viridiplantae; Streptophyta; Magnoliopsida; Poales; Bromeliaceae
Product: probable arabinosyltransferase ARAD1
Exons: 5
Coding region: 290-1024 (244 amino acids)
Molecular function (GO): glycosyltransferase activity
Source: RefSeq, a predicted model, not a curated record
GCGGAGGCGGUUAGGGUUUUGGAUGGGGAGGAGGCGGACGUGUUCUUCGUCCCCUUCUUCUCGUCGCUGAGCUUCAACGUUCAUGGGCACAACAUGACCGAUCCGGAUACCGAGAUCGAUCGGCAGCUUCAGCAAUUGGGCAACAUCUUAUGGUCUCUUUAGUAGAUUCAUUCUAUUGAUCUGGAGUUUUUAGGAUCUUCAUGCUGAUUUUUGUUUGGUCGACAUUUUGGAUAUUUUGUGGAAAUCCAAAUACUGGAAACGAUCAGCUGGCCGUGAUCAUGUUAUUCCCAUGCAUCAUCCUAAUGCUUUUAGGUUUCUUCGGGAUCUUGUAAACGCAUCGAUACUCAUUGUUGCAGAUUUUGCACGUUACCCCCGAGACGUGUCUUUUCUGAGCAAAGAUGUUGUAGCCCCUUAUGUGCAUGUUGUUGAUUCCUUUACGGAUGAUGAUUCUCCUGACCCAUUUAAUUCACGGCCUACUCUUCUCUUCUUCCGAGGUCGUACCGUCAGGAAAGAUGAAGGGAAAAUCCGUUCUCAUUUAGCAAAGAUGUUACAAGGCUACAAUGAUGUGCAUUUUGAGAACAGCCUUGCAACUGGCCAUGGCAUACAAGCAUCCACUGAAGGGAUGCGGAUGUCCAAAUUCUGCCUCCACCCUGCCGGUGACACUCCCUCCUCAUGCCGACUCUUCGACGCCAUCAUCAGUCACUGUGUCCCUGUAAUCAUCAGUGAUCGUAUUGAGCUUCCUUUCGAAAACGAGAUCGAUUACACUGAAUUCUCUCUCUUCUUCUCUGUGGAAGAAGCUCUUCAACCCAAUUACUUAAUCACUCAGCUUAGGCAGUUCCCCAAACAGAGGUGGAUUGAGAUGUGGGGAAAAUUAAAGAAUGUGUCUCACCACUUUGAAUUUCAGCACCCUGCGAAAAAGGGUGAUGCCGUAAAUAUGAUAUGGAGGCAAGUGAGAAAUAAGCUGCCUGCGGUCAAUCUUGAGGUGCAUCGGAGCAGGAGAUUAAAAAUACCAGAUUGGUGGUGAUGAAGCAGUUGAUUUUGUGUACAUUAGGCUUGCUGAACGAUGUACAGUUUUAGAUUAUCAUGGGGAUUUUACAGAGGUAAUUCACCUUUUCUUUUAUUUUGCAACUUCAAUCUGCCUUUUUUCAUUUUUGUAACUAUGGAGUAAGAUAUAUUUUUCUGGAUCAAAAUGCCUGUGGCCCUCUGCACAAUAAAUCUAUUGCUAGAGUUCCAGCUAUGGGCAUUUUGCUCCACGAAAGGAUUGCUUUUAGUUCAAACCUGCACAGAGUGAAAAAAAAAGAAAAAAAAAAAGAAAAAGAAGUAAACCAUAGUUGCAAAAUGACUGAAAGGAUGGAUAGAAACUGAUAUGGAAAGGGCCUAGAGAUCGUUGAUGAUGAUAGAAACUGAUACGGAAUAGAAGUUGGUAUACAUAUGGUGUAGCUUGCUCACUGUUGAUUCAUCUCAGCCAGUCCUUUGGGUGAUCAACGGUUCUGGUUAGACGCACCAGCUUUCUUGCUUUUCAGAUUAGCGAUAUAGACAAGUUCUAUUACUACUCGUUAUCCGUCGUUUACUUCUGAAACCCUUAUACUGAUUCUUUUUUUCAUUUAUCAAAGGUUAGAUAGUGAAUAAAUGGCUACUGUAGCCAUUCUUGACUGUUUUCCAUAGAAAUUGGUUUCCUUGGAAAUGUAUUUAAACUAACUAAAUUAGUCAGAUUAUAUAGAUGCUAUUGCUUUAUGUUUAUGGA